AAUGGAUGCAGUCGUUUAAAUUAUCCUAACGGAAGCGUUUUUGCUGAACCCUGCCGGAUCCAGUAAAAACUCAGGACCUACCUUCUCAAAGUUGCUGCAGGGACCCCCAUAUUUAAUCGUCUGGUAGCAUCUUGAUGCUGUGUGAGCAGGUUGAACAUCAGUAUUCACACAGAUUUACAGUAACAGUCCUAAAAGCAACAAAUGUUACCAAAGGAACUUUUGGUGACAUGCUUGACACGCCUGACCCUUAUGUGGAACUUUAUAUUGCAUUAGCACCAGAUGGUAGAAAGAGAACUAAACAUAUAAACAAUGACAUUAAUCCAGUUUGGAAUGAGUCUUUUGAAUUUAUUUUGGAUCCAAACCAGGAUAAUGUUUUGGAGGUGACUUUAAUGGAUGCAAAUUAUGUGAUGGAUGAAACGUUGGGCACAACAACAUUCAAGGUCACAUCAUUGAAGCCUGGAGAGAAAAAGGAGGUCUCCUUUAUCUUUAAUAAGGUUACAAAGGUUUUUCUAGGAGUCUCAUUAGAGGAAUGUUCUUCCUCUGAUCUGAGGUUCAGCAUGGCUCUGUGUGAUCAAGAAAAACUAUUCCGUCAGAAACGGAAACAUGUGGUUAUCAACGGAAUAAAAAAGCUAUUGGGACCUGAGGAGAGCAAAGAUUUGUAUUCUACUUCAAGAGACGUACCAGUAAUUGCAGUUCUUGGCUCUGGAGGUGGAUUCCGUGCCAUGGUUGGUUUUUCUGGGGUGAUGAAGGCUUUGUUCGAGUCAGGGGUUCUGGACUGUGUCACGUAUAUUGCUGGUUUAUCUGGAUCUACAUGGUAUAUGUCUACACUUUACUCUAACCCUGAAUUCCCAACAAAAGGUCCAAAAGAAAUCAAUAAGGAGCUCAUGCACAAUGUCAGUUACAGUCCCCUUCUUUUAUUAACACCCCAGAAAAUCAAACGUUAUGUUGAAGCCUUAUGGAAGAAGAAGAGCUCCGGACAGCCUGUUACCUUCACUGAUAUUUUUUCCAUGCUCAUUGGAGAGACACUUAUCCAAGAUAGAAUGAACAGCAAGUUAAGUAAUAUGCAGGAAAAAAUAGGCGAUGGUCAAUGUCCAAUGCCAUUAUUCACUUGUCUUCAUGUCAAGCCGGAUGUGUCAGAGCUGAUGUUUGCUGAUUGGGUGGAAUUUACCCCAUAUGAGAUAGGAAUGGCAAAAUAUGGCACAUUCAUGUCUCCAGAAAUUUUUGGAAGUAAAUUUUAUAUGGGCACGGUUAUAAAGAGAUAUGAGGAAUAUCCACUGCACUUUUUUAUGGGCGUUUGGGGUAGUGCCUUCUCAAUAUUGUUUAACAGAGUUCUUGGUGUUUCCAACCAAACCAAAGGUGCCACAAUGGAAGAAGAACUAGAAAACCUUAAACCAAAGCACAUAGUCGACAACGAUGACAGUGACGAUGAACAGCAAGAACCAAAAGGUAGUGAAAAUACUGAAGCUGAAGAGGAAUAUCAAAGAAAUAGUCAAGCAAGUUGGGUGCAACGCAUGGUGAUGGCCUUAGUUAGUGACACUGCCCUAUUCAACACACGUGAGGGAAGAGCUGGAAAAGUGCACAACUUUAUGCUGGGUUUAAACCUAAAUACAUCAUAUCCUUUGUCACCUUUAGCACAUAUGACUACCCAGGAAUCUGUGGAUGAUGAUGAGACUGAUCUUGCAGUCGCAGACCCUGAUGAAUUUGAACAGAUAUAUGAACCACUGGAUGUGAAAAGCAAGAAAAUACACAUUGUUGACAGUGGUUUAACAUUCAAUCUUCCAUAUCCUCUUAUCUUAAGGCCUCAAAGAGGUGUUGAUCUUAUCAUUUCUUUUGAUUUUUCUGCAAGACCAAGUGAUUCAAGCCCCCCAUUCAAGGAACUCCUACUCGCUGAAAAGUGGGCACGUAUGAAUAAGCUGCCAUUUCCAAAGAUAGACCCACAUGUCUUUGACAGAGAAGGGUUAAAGGAAUGUUACGUAUUUCAGCCGAAGAACCCGUCAGUAGAAAAAGACUGCCCUACUGUAAUUCAUUUUGUCUUGGCUAAUAUUAAAUUUAGAAAAUUCAAAGCUCCAGGUGUACCCAGAGAAACUGCUGAAGAAAAGGAUUUCGCAGAUUUUGAUAUUUUUGAUGACCCUGAAAGUCCCUUUUCGACAUUUAAUUUUCAAUACCCAAAUGAGGCAUUUAAAAGGCUGCAUGAUCUUAUGGAGUUCAAUACCCUGAACAACAUAAAUGUGAUAAAGGAAGCAAUUAAAGAAAGCAUUGAGUACCGGAGGCAGCACCCAUCUCGAUGUUCAGUGUCACUCAGCGAUGUUGAAACUCGAAAAUUCUUCAACAAGAGCAAACAGCAAAGCUGAACUGUCUACCAUAUUGUGAAUUGAGUAUAAAGGGAGAUUGUGUUGUAUGUGGAUCCAAAAAAAAGCCAUGUGUUACAUGUGUGCAAACAACAAUCCUUAUUUAUCAUUAUAUCUACAAGUUCUGUUCAUUACUCUUGUUGCUGUCCCUUGUUUUUAUAUUGAAAAUAAGUAAAUAAUGACUAAUAAACUACAAAUAUUCUAAUCAAGUGUAAUUGA
Bufo gargarizans (Asiatic toad) is the source of this 2567-nucleotide messenger RNA. RefSeq names its product phospholipase A2 group IVA (gene PLA2G4A). The record is from RefSeq and is a predicted model, not a curated record. Gene Ontology annotation, molecular function: calcium ion binding; calcium-dependent phospholipid binding. Gene Ontology annotation, cellular component: cytosol; endoplasmic reticulum; Golgi apparatus. Lineage: Eukaryota; Metazoa; Chordata; Amphibia; Anura; Bufonidae. Gene Ontology annotation, biological process: glycerophospholipid catabolic process.